AUGAACUUCAAAAGCCUAAGGCAAAGAGCUUACCUGGAGGAUGUGGGAUGGGAGGAAGCCUGCUUUUUGCAGAUCUGGGACACGGCUGGCCAGGAGAGAUUCCGAACUAUCACACAGAGUUAUUACCGCAGCGCCAACGGAGCAAUCCUAGCCUAUGACAUCAGCAAGAGAGGCUCCUUCCUGUCCAUUCCUCGCUGGAUCGAGGAUGUGAGAAAGUAUGCCGGUUCCAACAUAGUACAAUUACUGAUUGGAAACAAGUCUGACCUAAGUGACCUUCGAGAGGUUCAGCUGGAAGAAGCUCAGAGUCUGGCUGAACACUACGAUAAUAUCAUCUGUGCCAUAGAGACCUCUGCGAAAGACUCCAGCAAUGUGGAGGAGGCUUUUGUGAAGAUGGCUACAGAGCUCAUGAUGAGGCACGGAGGCCCCAUGUUCAGUGAGAAGAAUACUGACAGCAUCAAGCUUGACAGCAAAGACGUUGUAGAAGGCUGGGGGUGUGGUUGCUGAUAUGAGCUAGGUGAUAUCCCUAACUUUACUGGAAUUUAGAUGGUGCUUCACCCUAAUGCUGAGUAGCAUGGUAGCCAUAUUCUCCUCCUCCUGUGAAACCAGCAAUUUUGUAGAAGCUAGACACAAUCCUGUUUGCUUUGGUGUCUUAUUUUUAAAAAGGGACUCUUGAGAGGUAGUCCUAAAAGUCAAACCCUCUGAAAAACUUACUCAACGUUUGUCCCCUCCAUUUCUUUUCCAUAACCUUCAUACGAGUUACAAAAGUGGAGGAAACAAAUUUGAACUGGUGACGUGGGGUGGGGAGACAGACGGUUGGGGAGGAGACUGAUGCACACCCGAAGUUUAGCAAGGGACUGUUGGCAAAGAAGGUCCCGUUUGGAACAGGCAGUCUUGAGAGUGUCUCUUUAAAUCCUCAGCACUCCACCAGUGACCAGAAAGUGACAGUGUCUUUGAUAAAGGUAUUACAAUACCCAGCAUUUUGAUUACAGGACCAAAUAGCAGUCGCCUGUCCUAGGGCAUAUGGAUUGCUAGUUAGUACUGGAACAGGCCCAAGUGGGGAAACCUUCUCUCAGGUUUUGUUGCAAUUAUUUUAAGUUAUCAUUUUAACAAAAAGCAAAAAUCAGCCCGAGCAAUAUCACAUGACUUGCUGUCAAGCAGGAUUGGACCAGUUGUAGUUAUUUUAAAUACAGCCUUGAGGAGAGGGUAGAUGCAUUUCAUUUGUUAUUGUUUGCACAGUGAUAGCUCCCUUUUCCAAGCGGGUAUCAUUGAGUUUUUGCCCUCAGGUCUCUUAAUCUCAUUCCACAACUCAAGACCUGCACCACUGGAAACAGGAACUGGAGAAACCUUGAACUGACUGGUAGCCAUGAUCUCCUGCUGUGUGCCUAAUGGUCAUAUACAGGGUUCAUUCUGGUCAUACAUUUGACAUUAUGUUACUGGAGUGUUUAUUCCUUAGGUGGCAUAAGGGAAUUUGGGGUUUGGCUUGUUGGGUUUUUUUAAAAACCAUCUCUUUAAAUACAAUCUGGGCAUACACUGGGAAAGAAGACCUCAGAAUAGCUGAAAACUGCAUGUGUUGCAACUUCUUGGUUGCAAGAAACAAGAGUCUUUUUGAGUGAUUCCUUCCCAACUUUGUACUCAACUGCUUCCCUCUCCCUAUCACGAGUUACCAGCUGCUUUUCAUUUUUUGAAGACAUUCAGCAGGAAAAGUCUUUCACUGUUGAUCAAAAGUCUCCAUUGUUAGGUAAAACAGAUCUCAUAAUUCAACUGCACAUAGCUGUCUUUCAGAUUCAGCUCUGUAUUCUAUGUUGUAGAUGCAGUUGAAGUACUGAUGGCAGCAGUCCUCUCUGGAUUUACUCUCAAGCACUUACAAAAAUGGAUUUGCAAAGGGAGCAGAAGCAGGAUUAUUUUUAACUCCGCAGUUAAAGCAAAGGUGUUCAGAGGUGACAAGUGAUUUUUGCAAUCCUGAUACUUUGAAGGGGCUCAUUUUCAGAGAGCACCCGCUUAAAGUGAAGUCACUUGUCCCUUUUGAAAAUCUUGAUCAAAAAGGACCCAGAUUGGUUUGCCACUAGGGCUACACAGGUUUUAGCCAUUCAGCAUAUCCAGUAUCAAGAAAAUCAGUAAGAUUUAAGAAAGGGCUAAUGGAUCUUAAUUUCAAUACUGUUCAUCUUCCUAAAGAAAAUACUAAACCAUUCUCUGGUCUUUCUGGGUUUUUUUUAAACUAUGAGGUAGAUCAUUAAGGAGUUACAUAUGCUUUGUAGCCUGUUUGCUAAUCUAAGGGGUUAGUUUUCAAGUUUUAUAGUUGUAAGAGUGAAAAGGGCCUUAAGUUUUUCAAUUAGUAUAGUUUUCACAAUUUUAAUGUUUUAUAUGGAAGAGCAGGUUGAGCUGUAGUACUCAGCAGUAUUUUUGGAUAGUUUUCCAGGACAUUCCCACCUCUCCCACAUCCAAAGAUAACAGGCAAUGAGUGUCUAGCAGCAGCUAGACACUGAAAAUGAAAAUUGUCCAAACUCUAGAUCUGUUAGUGUUUAGCAAACCCUGUAUUCCACUCCCAGGGGGAACUACAAAGACAGUCCAAGUUAAAACUCAGUCCUGAUGACUAUUUUUCCUCCUGGUUAGAUGGUCCUUAAGAUACAGAAUACUAGCAAGCAUUUGACUUCAUGUCAUGCUGUAUUCUAGUUGACAUCUGUAGGUCUCAGCCCUGCAGUUCUGCACGCCUGAACACGGACCCUCAGAUAAGCUCAGCCUCCCGCUAUUUGCAGGAUUAGUGCCAAAUUAUUUAAGCCAUGCUGAGAGAAACUCACACACGUUUAAGAACAGUAUUGCUACUACUCAGAUUGAACUCAGUAGUUUACAGAGUAACUCAUCUUAAAACUGGAGCAAGAUGCAAAAUGAACAUAAAUCCUGCUUCCAAUGCAGUGAGUGAAUGAUUGUAUUUUUUACAGUAGAUGGAGAAAUGAGGAAUUAUUGAUCCAUUUCCUUUUAAGGUUUGUUUAGUAAACAAGUAGAAUUAGAGCAAGCACUAUACUUCCCUUAGGAUUUGCCCCCAUUUAUCUGUUAAGCUAGCCUUGAAGGUUGAGACUCUGUCUGCAGGUUCUCUUUCAGUCAGAAAACAUGAAAUACAGCAUCAGUGAGUUUUCACUGUAUUUUCAGUUACGGCUUUAACUCAGCUUUGUCCUCUAACUCUUGGCUUUUCUAUGUGGUAACAAGUAUAAUACAAGUUUGCAUGCCCUACCUAACUGAGCAAAAGGGAACCAGGAGGACCUGGUUUAUUUUUUUCAGGUUAGUGAUAGAUGUGAAUGACAGUGCUUGGGCUGUCAGUAAAAGGCUAUUUCAAUUACCAAGCCCUUUCUUUGUCUAUUAGUAAUAGCACAGUAGUCACUAGACUGAUAGCUCCUUGACCAGAAAGAAAUUAAACAGUAAAUGUAACUUAGAGCUUUUCACUCCCCUUCUGAAGACUUUUAUUAAACUUGUAAUUCACACACUUUAGCUAUGUAAUUCAAAUAUUAGGAAGACAAGCCUGUUGGUUUAAUUCCAUUAAUCCUAUUGAAACUAAAAGGAUACCUGGGUGAAGAGAGCGAGUAGCAAUAAACCUGAGAUUUGUGGGUAAAAACCUCCGUUUCAAAUCCUAGGUUACAAAUGUGCACUCACGUACGUCUAGUGAAUAAUUCAGUAGUGCACAAUCAGAGUUCCCAACAUAAACAUUUGCCAAGAAACCUGUUUACUGGCAGUUGAACAUUAACAAGACUAUGGUGCAGUAAUUGCUUUUAAGCAGAUCUCCUUGGCUGACCAUGUAUUUGCAUUAGUAUUUAUCAUUUAUUUUUGGCAGUACCCAAAGUGUGCUAAAUAUUACAAAAACACAGAGGGGGGCAUCGAUCCCUGCCUUGUAACACUUAGGAGUGGAAUGCAGAGGCAAAUACUGAAAUGAAAUCGUCAGCAGAAUGUGGUUUCCAGGAGCGUGGGCAUUGUUAUCUUUUGUAUUGACUUUGAUUUAAGCUAAUUUUAUCUCUAGUUACUCAUUCAGUCCAUCACCAUGGAUGGAACUUGUACAAAUAUUUAUAAUUAUGCAAAUAUAAUGCCAAAUAACUGUCAGCCCAGAAACCUGCUAAAAUUUGCUUUGAAAAAAAAAAAAUUAAACCACUUAAUAACGAGGAAAAGUCCUAAUGAUUUUCUCACUAUACUGCAAAGCAGGUCACUUCUUGGGGAGAAAAACUACAAAACUAAGUGAAGCCCAGAUGAUAGAUUUCUAUGAACUUCAUGAAAAGUGGAGCUCUUGCUCAGUUUUUUCCUUGCCUUUUAAAAAGAUCGUAUUUAUUUGAAGAACAGAGCUGAUAGUCACAUCCAAUAUACAUGCAUUAUUGCAGUAGGACAUUACAUUAUGUAUGCACUGACACAGUGGCACCCUUAAGUAACAUUAAAGCCUUGCCUUGAUUUGCCCCAGUAUAUAUUGUCCCACCAGAAUUCCCACCUUCAUUAUUUAAUCUCAUAGUCCCAGCCAGUUGACCAUUUGAAUGUCUUUUGCCAUCUCAUGCCAGUCCUGAGGUUACUGGGAGGUAAUAACAUUAUUAGUUUCUCUUCAUAGGAUUGUUUUACUCAAUGUUAUAAUGUGUCUCUUUAAAUCAAGAUGAAUUUAUAUGUUAUUUCAUUAAUAGAAAUUGUUUAUCUUUACCCAUCCUGCUUCCAAAACAUUUAUAAAUUAACAGACCACUGAAGUUUAUCCUAUUGCAUUAUUUUGUGUAAACAGCGUGCUGGAGAAAAAUGAAGUGAGAACAAUACAUUUCUUUGUGAAACUGAAAAAUAAAAUUACUCUCCUUUUGGUAUCUUCCAGCCUUGGAGAGUGCUCAGUUUAACCCCUGUCAGUCAUUCUCUGUGGAGACCUCAGAGAAACAAGCCAGGUUACAGGCAGAGUGUGCAACCAGUGAACAGGGAAAAUCCAAGGAAAUGGGAGCGAAUUAUAUACUCUUUUGUGAAGAGGUGGUUCUUGCAUGACUCACUUUGCCCCAGUAGCUGAUAAUGACCAUGUAGCUUGUAUUCCCACCCUUGUGGUACAAGAAGUGACACAAUUAAAGAGCAAAAGAUCCAAGGACAUGAACAGUUAUUGGCGGAAUUGAAAGGAAAUGAAUCCCAAAGUUUAGACUAAUCACCCUAACCCACUUAAUUACCCUUUCUCAAAUGGCAUUAGGUUGUUCCAUGGACUAAAAGGCAUUCUAGAUUUACAAGUUUGGCAAUAAAAGAUGCCCCAUUGUUAACCCAUGUAGAUUAAUAGCUACAUUUUAUUACAGUUGUAUGAAGUAUAGUGACUUCAGAGUCCCAGAGCAGAGUCCUUUAUAAUGGGGCUGUUCUCAGAUUUGACAAUUUUUUUCCACGCUAUAAGAAGAGAUUCAUAGAUCUGGGGAAAUACUGUCUCAGUUUUAUUUUUGUAGUAUCUUUUGGUGCUGAUCAUCCCAGUAAAAUUUCAGUUAGAGAACCAGCCUCCUGGGUAUCUUAGUUUUUACUGGUUAGAUAAUGUUAGAUUUCUUUUAACUCUAUUGAAUUGGGUUAUAAAGCUAUUUGAAGCAGCAAAAAUUCUCAGAUGAAAGCAUUUCAUUGCAAUCCCCACUGCAUACUUUAGAAAAAAACCCCAGACUAUUCCACAACUAGACAUUCUGAUUUCCAGCACAAGUUGAGCCCUCUGUGCCUUUUUUAUCAUUUCAUUUUGGUUUACUCGGAAAAGAGCGGGAUUACAAAAUCAAAACAAACAAACCGACCCAAAUGUAUAUUUGCUGUCCAUGGAACUGCUGCCAGAGGUUAGAUAAAAAUAGCCAGCAUGGUCUCCUAUCCUGAUCUUUAAUAGCAUUGUUUUAAUAUGACUGAAAAAUGUUAAAGUGCACUUUAUAAAUAAUUAUUUGAAGUACGAAA
This is a messenger RNA of Calidris pugnax (ruff), 5889 nucleotides long. RefSeq names its product ras-related protein Rab-43-like. Gene Ontology annotation, molecular function: GTP binding; GTPase activity. The transcript has 3 exons. The coding region runs from base 1 to 504 and encodes 167 amino acids. The record is from RefSeq and is a predicted model, not a curated record. NCBI's taxonomy places the organism in Eukaryota, Metazoa, Chordata, Aves, Charadriiformes, Scolopacidae. Gene Ontology annotation, biological process: regulation of exocytosis; protein secretion.